Molecule: messenger RNA, 3467 nt
Organism: Solea solea (common sole)
Lineage: Eukaryota; Metazoa; Chordata; Actinopteri; Pleuronectiformes; Soleidae
Gene: tfr1b
Product: transferrin receptor 1b
Exons: 19
Coding region: 1-2382 (793 amino acids)
Biological process (GO): iron ion transport; intracellular iron ion homeostasis
Cellular component (GO): external side of plasma membrane
Source: RefSeq, a predicted model, not a curated record
AUGAUUUCCUCGUCCAGCGAUGGAGCUCGUUCCUCUCCUGAGCAGAGCAGAGGUGCGAACACCGAAGGCAUCAGAGGCCAACUGUCCGGGCACAAGGUGAAGGGAACCUUUAUAAACAGCGAGCGCUACAGCAGGUUCUCGCUGCAGCCGGCGGCGGACAGAGUGAGACACGUGGAGGUGAAACUGUCCGAUGAAGACGACGCCACGGGCGACGUCCCGGAGGUGGAGGCCCAGCCGGGCAGCUCACUGACGAGUCUCGGGCCAGAACCUCUGCGCCAUAGCCGUCGUAAUCUGUGCUACCUGGUGCUGGGGACACUGCUGGUGUUUGUCAUUGGAUACCUGGUUGGUUACGUCAGCCACCGUAAACUGGAGCCGGUGAAACCAGAAUUGAAUGAGGCUGUCGAAGCUCAGACAGAAAAUCAACCGCCAAAAACAACCGCGCCUAAAUUUGCGCCACCUACAGAUUUACCACUGCAGUGGUCGGAAAUCAUCAAGAAACUCGCACAGAGACUCACCAGCCAGACUUUUGACAAGACACUCCGGGACUUUGAUUUGCCCAGACGUUCAACAGGAAGCGUGGAGGAUGAGAGUCUGGCGAUCCGCGUCCACGAUGAAUUCAUGAACCUGGACAUGGAUCCAUGGACUGACUUUCACUAUGUUCAGCUGCAGAAGCCAGACAGCAAUCGCCCGAACUGUGUCAUUUUUGGGUCCAAUGACUUCAAGCCCGCGGGAUAUUUGGCCUACAGUGCCACUGGAAGAGUUCAGGGGAAGUUGGUGUACGGCAACUACGGCCGCGGUCAGGAUCUGGACGCAGUGCAGAAGAAGGACGUCGAGCUGAAGGACAGUGUCCUGCUGCUCCGGAAGGGAAAGAUCACGUUCUCAGAGCAGGUGGCGAACGCUGCGGCGAAAGGUGCCUCCGCUGUUCUGAUCUAUCCAGACAGUCAAGAUUACAACUAUGAAGGAAACACCGCUCUGUUUGGACACGUCCAUCUGGGUUCAGGUGACCCGUACACCCCCGGAUUCCCCUCCUUCAACCACACCCAGUUUCCUCCUACACAGUCUUCUGGCCUUCCUACAAUCCCAGCCCAGACAAUCACAUCCAACAUGGCCAACACUCUUCUACAGCAAAUCGGCGGCCCUGAACCCGACGCCAGCAGCGGAUUCAGCGGUGGCUUCCGCUCGCUCUCCUACAGACUGGGAGGCAGUGAGAACGUCACUGUCGAGGUGAACAACGCACUGGUGAACACACAACUGCGCAACGUGUUCGGUGUCGUCAAAGGAUUCACCGAUCCUGAUCGCUACAUUGUCCUCGGAGCUCAGAGAGACGCCUGGGGUAAAGGUUACACCAGAGCCAACGUUGGAACGUCUGUACUGCUGGAGCUUGCGAAGGCCUUCAGUGAGAUGGUGAAGAAAGAUCAAUUCAGGCCAAAGAGAAGCAUCGUGUUCGCCAGUUGGAGCGGGGGAGAGUAUGGAAAUGUCGGCGCCACUGAGUGGUUGGAGGGUUAUAUGUCCUCCAUUGGCAAAAGUGUUUUCACCUACAUAAGCCUGGAUGGACUGGUUAUGGGUCGAGGCAACUUCAUGGCCUCAGCGAGUCCUCUGCUCCACAGCCUCAUUGAGUCCACUAUGAAAGAGGUGAAGAGUCCACUCGGUUCUGGAACCGUGUACGACAUGGUGGGACAAAGCAACUGGGAGGCCAACGUAAUGAAGCCCAUGUCGAUGAAUGACCCUGCUUAUCCCUUCAUAGCCUUCUCUGGAAUUCCCUCUCUGUCUUUCCACUUCACAUCCCCUAAUACCGAGUCCUACACGUACUACGACACCAACCUGGACAACAUGGAUCACCUCAACUACCAGACCAACCACCACACCAGCGAGAUGACGGCGGCAGCGGCACAGUUCGCCGGUGUGAUGGCGGCGCAGCUCGUCCACGACCACCUGCUCAGUCUGGACGUGAGCCGCUACGGGGACGAGAUCGACAAGGCAGUGAAGCUGAUCUACAACCACAUCAAACAGCUGCAACGGUCUGGUCAGCUAAAGGACCUGGAUCUCUCCUGGUUGAUCCAAGCACGAGGCUCUUUUUACCGCGCUGCAGAAAGCAUCGGCAGAAGCAUCGCCAACAGCGACUUGGAAAACCCCAAAUCCUGUCGACUCAUCAACGACAAGCUCAUGACGGUGGAGCACUUCCUCCUCUCACCCUACGUGUCUCCCACUCAGACUCCCUUCCGUCACAUCCUGCUUGGCCGCGGCUCCCACACGCUGGCGUCCGUCGCCAAGAUCACCGACAUGGACCAGCUCCGCGUCCAGCUGGCUCUGGCCACGUGGAUCCUGCAGGGCUGUUCGUACGCCAUGGUGGGUGACAUCUGGGACAUCCAUGACAAGAUCUGAGAUGGAGGGCGGAGACAAUGCGUGAGCGUGGCAAAAAAAACAAAACAACCAAAACAAUUCAGAUCGAGUACAGGGAAGAGUGUGGUAAAAUCAAGACUAAAAUUUGAAUUUCUUUUUCCCUCUGAAUUCAACUCUUCAAAUUUACAACAUCUGAUUUUCACUUUUGUUUUUCAGUGUUAAAAAUUUGACUUGUACGUAUACGUACUUAGACGUUCAGUUAUCGACAGUUGCAUCUGCCAACGUAACUCAUUUUCAAGCCAGAAUUGAAUUUAAACACAUAAUGUACCUAAGAGUAUGAGUGCCACAUCUAAAAUAAAAAUGUGAGAGAUAAAAAUGAAUACAACAGCAUGAAUUCUGAGAUUAAAGUCAGACUUUUUUCUUUCAUCUCAGAAUUCUGACUUUAAUUUCGGCGUUUUGACUUUUUUCCAAGAAAUCUGACUUUAAUCUCAGAAAUUAAUCUCAGAAUUCAUGCUGUUUAAUUUCUUUUACUUUCACUUUUUGUAUGUGACCCUUAUACUCUUUAUUUUUUUAGAAACUUUAUAUCUUCUUAUUAAAAAAAAUUGGAUAUUGAAAAUUUCCAUUAAUGAAUUGAGAGGGGAAAAUAAUGCAUAAUUUCAAUGCAAACAAGAACAUUUCUUUGCGAGGAAAAAAAACAAAACAAAUCCGGUACCAGGCAUCUUUAAGUCUGGCUACGAGGAAAAGAUAUUAUUGACUGCUGAGACCAUAGAAUCACUGAGAAACCAUUAUUUAUAUGAAUACUAUUUAUUUAUUUAUCAGUGGCAGUGCCCACUAUAAAUGUUAGCGCUUGUCUUUUUUAUACGACAUUAUCGGGAGCAGUGCCUUCCAUAAUUAUGACGGUUAUACUGUCGCAUUCUACGGCAGCAUCUGCUAUAACAACAAUGAACACGAACGACGCCUCAAGUUUAUUAGUUUUUUCUUCGAGUGCAGGAAGAGUUUGCACGAGGGCGGCACGAUAUUCGGAAAACAUGGGACAUUAAGGCUGCAACUACUAAUAAGUCGAUAAUUUUCUCGAUUAAUGGGUCAGUUUACAGUAAACGAUAAGAAAAUAACUAGUUUAAUAUGAA